Molecule: messenger RNA, 1141 nt
Organism: Daphnia carinata
Lineage: Eukaryota; Metazoa; Arthropoda; Branchiopoda; Diplostraca; Daphniidae
Product: ribosome biogenesis regulatory protein homolog
Exons: 4
Coding region: 21-1088 (355 amino acids)
Biological process (GO): endonucleolytic cleavage in ITS1 to separate SSU-rRNA from 5.8S rRNA and LSU-rRNA from tricistronic rRNA transcript (SSU-rRNA, 5.8S rRNA, LSU-rRNA); ribosomal large subunit biogenesis; ribosomal large subunit export from nucleus
Cellular component (GO): nucleus; preribosome, large subunit precursor; nucleolus
Molecular function (GO): protein binding
Source: RefSeq, a predicted model, not a curated record
CGAGUCAUAAGUAUUCAUUCAUGAUGGCUGCUUCCAUCGUUCAAAACGUGCUCCUGAAAGCAGCAGAAGAUGAGGCUGAAAAACUAAAAUCUAUUCAAGUUGACAAAGUUGUUGAACUAGAAUUUGACUUGGGAAAUCUUCUCGCCUAUGACAUUAAUGACAUUGACGUUAACCAACUCAGAUCCGACAAAGAGGCAUUUCUUGCAAACCUUUCAAGAGACAAUGUUCAACUUCUGAUCAAUCAAAUUUUUCAACUACCAACCCUCAAAGUAGACAAUGAGGUGGUGAUAAAAUUGCCACCUGGAACUACAAGACUCCCUCGAGCUAAGCCUGCUCCAAAAGAAAAAGCUCUCUCCAAGUGGGAAAAAUAUGCAAAAGAGAAAGGAAUCACCAAACGCAAAAAGUCUAAAGCAACUUGGGAUGAAGAGCUUAAGAAAUGGGUUCCACGAUUUGGUUACAAGAAAGCUCUUGCUGAAAAGGAGAAGAAUUGGGUUGUUGAAGUGCCAGGAAAUGCACAUAAUGGUAUGGAUCCAAUUGCUUUGCGUAAAACAAAAAAGCAAGAGUCAGUGGCCAAGAAUGAAUUGCAACGACUGCGAAAUAUUUCCGCCCGAAUGCAGAAAUCAAAGGCAAAAUCAAAAAUCAGCUUAGAGCCCACCGAAAGACCCACAGCUGAACAGCUUAAUCGAUCAGUUUUCAUUGCACACACUGCAACAGCAUCAGUAGGCAAAUUUCAACCCAACCUGAAGGAACAAAAGCCCGUUUUAAAGAGUGGACAGAAGCGACAUUUCGAUCCAUUAGUAGGUGAUCUGAAAAAAGAAACAACAAAAAGUCUUGACAUUUUGGACAAACUAAGUAACAAGAAACCUAAACUCGACAUUGAGAAGGCUGUAAACCGAGAGAUGAACCAACCAUCAUCCGACUAUAAGGGUAAAGGACUGGAAAAGAAAUCUAAAACUCAAUUGAAGAAGGAUCUUGGGAAAAGAAAACACAAAGGGGCGAAGGAUAAGAAAUUUAGUGGGAAAAAAGGAGGUUCCGCUGGACGUGGCCCUGCAAAGAAAGGCGGUAAACGGACAGGAAAUAAAAACUAAAAACAAAACAAAAAAUGAAACUGUUUCCAUAUACAAUACAAAUGUGAACUUUC